Acanthaster planci (crown-of-thorns starfish) is the source of this 2181-nucleotide messenger RNA. RefSeq names its product angiopoietin-1 receptor-like. Gene Ontology annotation, cellular component: plasma membrane; signaling receptor complex. Gene Ontology annotation, molecular function: ATP binding; transmembrane receptor protein tyrosine kinase activity; protein binding. The record is from RefSeq and is a predicted model, not a curated record. Lineage: Eukaryota; Metazoa; Echinodermata; Asteroidea; Valvatida; Acanthasteridae. Gene Ontology annotation, biological process: cell surface receptor protein tyrosine kinase signaling pathway; multicellular organism development; positive regulation of kinase activity.
AUGAAUAUUGAUGACACACUUUCAUCUGUCAAUACAGGUGGGGCAGUUGAUUUUACACUCGUUACCAACCCUGCUCUACUUGGUGUCACUGGAGACAACGAUGCAACUAUUGGAGCUUACAAAGGCCACAGAGAUCUCACUGCUGCCGUGUCAUUCGGUCGGCAGUUGACAACGGGAGGAACUAACAGUGGCCUGCCCUCAGGGUCAAAAGAGCUGCAAAGCGAACAGCUAGGAUGUCAGCUUCGACAGAUCCAGUUACCUGAAGUCGAUGGGCUUGAUAGAACAGGCGUCUUCUACUGUGAAGCCACCAAGCCGGGAAGGACAGUCACAAAGAUACAGACCAUAAUUUUGCCCAUGGAUGUUCACGGUCGUAACAUCUUCGGUCAGAAUGCUCGCCAUCGCUGCUUCAACAGCACAGAUCCACACGACGAGGCUUGCCGUGGUCGUUUGUUUUGUCUUCCUGAUCCCUACGGAUGCUCGUGUGCUGCGGGAUACACAGGAUUAGACUGCAUGCAAGAAUGCGCUCAGGGAAGUUACGGUGCGGAUUGUAAGCAGACAUGUCACUGCGCACCAGGAAAAACCUGCAGCAAAGACACUGGAGAAUGCAGCGAUGAUGACUGUGCCUCAUCGUACUACGGUAUCAACUGCCAGUGCUCAAGCCGGGAGGUGGCUCCAGGGGAAUUGAGAGCAACGGAAGUCUUACAGUGCAACGUCAGCUUUUCCUGGACAAAGCCAACAUGUGUCUUCCGGGGCGGCGUAAUCACUGGAUUCCUCUACCAACUCAUUGAUAUGAGAUCUGGUGCCCUGCUUCGACUGCUCAAUGCAACAGAAGAAUCUGUAACCUUGAACGGCUUGUCACCUUACAUCUUGUACGGUUUUCAGAUUGCCGCCACGACCAUUGCAGGAACGGGGCCGUUCGGUGAGCUCCUCAGCGUAACGACAUUAGAAGCAGAGCCCUCAGCUCCAGUCAAUACCGACGUUCUGGACGUCGAUGACGUGUCAGUCACAGUGACGUGGUCUCCACCCGACCCACCGAAUGGUAUAAUUCUUAACUAUGACAUUGCUUACUGGAAGUCGACUGACGCGGGGUCACCAACUCUGCGAAAUGAUAUUGGCAUGACAUCGAUCGCGUACCGUGUGGAUGGUCUAGACAAAUUCACUACAUAUCAUGUUCAGGUUGAGUACCGAAUCACAGAGAAGCCGUAUGAUCAGACUUUUGCCGCAGGCAGUGAAUACACGAGGGAGUAUGUUGAUGAUCCGUGGUAUCGCAAAGAUACCUUUGAACCCGGAACGAAAUACGAGUUUGAAGUUUCUGCCCAGAAUCAGGAAAACGCAGGGAAACGGAGCACUGCUUAUGUCAUCAGAGUACAGCAAGAGUUGGUCAAGACAAAGCGAGAAGCCUUUGUCCCAAGACACUACCGCGACUCAGCUCAAGACUACAUAGCGGCUGAGAUACCAGAUACUGAUGUCACAGUACCUUUUACUGUCGGCGAUUCCCUGAUCCACGCCAGUUUGUACGUUGUUCUGGAAUAUCUUCCAAACGGCAACUUGCGAGACUAUCUGAGGAGUGCUUGCCCAAACCAAGAAGGGACAGCGACUCCAGCGAGGGUAUCCCCGCUUACUUCUUCAAACUUGCUAACAUUCGGUAUAAAUAUUUCUAGAGGAAUGGAACAUCUAUCAAACUCGGGGAUUAUACAUCGUGACUUGGCCGCAAGGAACAUACUUCUUGCUCAAGACUUGACUGCUAAGGUUUCUGAUUUUGGCCUGUCUCGAGGAGAGGACAUUUACGUUCAGCAAUCGAUGACGAGGAUUCCUACCCGCUGGUUGGCCAUCGAGUCUCUGACCCACCGUGAAUAUAAGUCCAAAAGUGACGUGUGGUCCUUCGGAAUCGUUUUGUGGGAGAUAGCGACAUUUGGGGCUACGCCAUAUCCCGGUAUACAGAGCAAGCUCUUGGCACAACGACUGCAAGACGGUUACCGAAUGCCUAAACCGCAAAACUGUGCCGACGAAAUAUACGAUCUAAUGAUGAAGUGCUGGCAGACAGAUCCACACAAACGCCCGAGUUUUAAGGAACUUAGCGCUGCCCUUCAAGCAAUGAACGCACAGUCAGAUGAGAAUAUCUACAUGUCACCACACAUCUACGAGAAUCAUGUCAUCCAACUAGAGUUUGACGAUAACUAA